Molecule: messenger RNA, 6123 nt
Organism: Seriola aureovittata
Lineage: Eukaryota; Metazoa; Chordata; Actinopteri; Carangiformes; Carangidae
Gene: lpin2
Product: lipin 2
Exons: 20
Coding region: 150-3065 (971 amino acids)
Biological process (GO): positive regulation of transcription by RNA polymerase II; triglyceride biosynthetic process; cellular response to insulin stimulus
Cellular component (GO): endoplasmic reticulum membrane; cytosol; nucleus
Molecular function (GO): phosphatidate phosphatase activity; transcription coactivator activity
Source: RefSeq, a predicted model, not a curated record
AAUCAACCCUCGUGUGAGAUAGCGGCGUAUUGGUAUUUACCCCUGGGAGGGUUAUUCCAAGGUGAUUAGGUGGGCCAUAUUUGAGAUUGGAUUCAGGAUGGCAGCAAAUCAUUUUGAUCAUGGUGUGAGAAGGGAAAACACUGGUCCCAAUGGAGUUGGAUGAAGUAAGAGCUGGUACUCCACUAACAGUGAUGAAGAGACCAAGAUCUUGGGGGGACAGUGAGCUCCUGGGAAGCAACACAGAGGACUCAACAGAUAACAGUGAACAGGAUGAGGCCUCGUCCCUGAGGUCGUCUUGGUCCCUGGCGGACACCAUGAACUACGUGGGCCAGCUGGCAGGUCAGGUGCUGGUGACCGUCAAAGAACUGUACAAGGGCAUUAAUCAGGCCACAUUAUCGGGCUGCAUCGAUGUUGUGGUUGUCCGCCAGAGAGAUGGCACCUACCAGUGCUCACCAUUUCAUGUGCGCUUUGGCAAGCUGGGUGUGCUUCGCUCCAAAGAGAAAAUUAUUGACAUCGAAGUGAAUGGAGAGCCUGUUGACCUGCACAUGAAGCUUGGUGACAACGGAGAGGCCUUUUUUGUCCAGGAAUCCGAGCAGCAGAAUCAGAUUGUCCCUGCCCAUCUGGCCACCUCCCCAAUCCCCACUGAAAGUCACAUUUUCUGGAUCUCAGAGGUGGAGCACAGGGCACCAAAAGGUCUGGAGGAUGACCCAGCUGACCCAGAGGAUCCCCCUGAGCCUCCUGCUCCCAGCACCGUGACUACGAAAAAGAAGAAGAGACGGAGGAAGAAGCACAAAGGAGACCCCCGAAGAGAAGAGCUGACUCCGCCCAUGCCAGUCACUACUGGUAAUGCUAUUGCUGCUAACGCACCUGCUGCUACGACUGCUGCUAUGUCCAGCACUGGGCAAAAUGAAGAGAUCUUUGAGAUGGAGCUGAGCUCUGACGAGGAGGCUGCAGCACAUGUCUCUAGGUCACCUUCAGUGACUACAAUGCGGGACAUUGACCCAAAAUUACCUGCAGCCCGACACAACCUUGAUGGUUAUUCAAUGUCUGAUGGGGACUGGCCGGCAAAUGACAGUCACGGUUUGUCUCAGGCCUUUUCCCCAAAAAGUGACUCUGAACUGGUGGUCAGGCCUUCAGAGAGUCUGCUCAGAGCUGAGUCCCACAUGCAGUGGACCUGGGGAGAGUUUCCAGAAACAACCAGGAUCACCAAAAAAGAGAAGCCAGAACCACUGAAAACAGUGACCAUCACCCCAUCAGAGAGCACCCACUUCCGCGUCAUCCUCAGCUCUGAGGCCAUGGAGAACGAGACGGAGAUCGAAAAGGGAGGUGGUGCCUCCUCAAUGUGUACUAUUGUCAAGCCCGAGCCACGCACUCUUAUGACCACUGUAACACCGGUGACUCCUCUUGCAUCUGUUAGCACUGUAACCCCCGUGAGUCCUGUAACCCCCACAGAGCCCCUGGAUGUCCUGCCACCCAAUGUGGCAACCUCCACCCCUUCCAACAGCCAACAGAGCGAUUCACCCUCUAAGAAGAAAGGUGUCCCAAAGAGGAGUCAGCAUCAGGGUCCUGAGGAUAUCUACCUAGAUGACCUGAAUGUACUUGAACCUGAUGUUGCUGCACGAUAUUUUCCCAAGAGUGAGUCUGAGGCAGCCACCAAGCACUGGAUGGACUCAGAGAUGCGCUCUGGCUCACAGUCUCCUCAGUCGGUGGGGAGUGCUGCAGCUGACAGUGGGACAGAGUGUCUUUCUGACUCGGCCAGUGACCUCCCUGACGUCACCCUUUCUCUGUGUGGAGGCCUCACAGAAAAUGCUGAAAUAUCCAAAGAGAGAUUCAUGGAGCAUAUCAUCACCUAUCAUGAAUUUGCUGAAAAUCCAGCAAUUAUAGAUAACCCCAACCUGGUAGUAAAGAUAGGAAAUAGAUAUUAUAACUGGACAUUAGCUGCACCCUUGAUUCUAAGUCUACAAGCAUUUCAGAAAAAUUUACCAAAGGCUACAGAGGAAGCCUGGGUGAAAGAGAAAAUGCCAAAGAAGUCAGGCCGCUGGUGGUUCUGGCGAAAGAGAGCAGAUAGUACAAUCAAGCAGUCAGAGACAAAGCUUGAAACCAAGGAGGAGUCUCAUUUGGAGGAGGAAGGACCCUCCAUGUCUCAGGAGAAGCUGGUCUUACCGCCUAAAGCAGGAGAGUCAUCCAGUGAUGAAGAGGCCAAGGAGGUGAGCGCUGCAUCCUGUCAAGAGAGACUGCAGCCAGGAGAUGGUCAGCACCACCCGAGCUCACACACUUACAGGAAGUCACUACGCCUCUCUUCUGAUCAGAUAGCAAGUCUGAAACUGAAGGAGGGACCUAACGAUGUGACGUUCAGCAUCACCACCCAGUACCAGGGCACAUGCCGCUGCGAGGGCACCAUUUACCUGUGGAAUUGGGACGACAAAGUCAUUAUCUCCGACAUUGAUGGCACCAUCACCAAGUCAGAUGUGUUUGGACAGAUCCUGCCACAGUUGGGGAAGGAUUGGACCCACCAAGGCAUUGCCAAGCUCUACCACUCAGUAGCUGAGAAUGGCUACAAGUUCUUGUACUGCUCAGCUCGGGCUAUUGGCAUGGCUGACAUGACAAGAGGUUACCUGCAGUGGGUCAAUGAUGGAGGCACCAUCCUGCCCCGGGGACCUCUCAUGCUGUCUCCCAGCAGCCUCUUCUCUGCCUUCCACAGGGAGGUUAUCGAGAAGAAACCAGAGAUCUUCAAGAUUGAAUGCCUUACAGACAUCAAGAAUCUGUUCCAGCAUAACAAGCAGCCAUUCUAUGCCGCCUUUGGGAAUAGAACUAAUGAUGUGUUUGCCUAUAAGGAGGUAGGAGUUCCUGUGUGUAGGAUCUUCACAGUUAACCCCAAGGGAGAGCUGAUCCAGGAGCAGACCAAGGGCAACAAGUCAUCCUACGGCAGGCUUAGUGAGCUGGUGGAGCAUGUGUUCCCGCUGCUGAGCAAAGAGCAGAACGAGGCCUUUGUCAUGCCAGAGUACAGCUCUUUCUGUUACUGGAGACAGCCCAUACCAGACAUCAACCCGGAUGAACUGCUCUGAUCCAGCACAUAUGGAUACCCAGGUAUACAUAUACAUGUGACUUGACUGUGCACUUGAAUGCAUCUCCAGGAAAACACGUGGACUGGAACCCCAACUUCCCUCCAUAGUACUCAGACAUACACAACUCUACAAUGAGUGUGACACAGUAACAGGGUUAUGACCAUAAACACAAAAAAAGUUGGUUCACUGUAAGUACCCAUGAGAGAUAAGUGGAAGUUAUCUCCAGAACAGUAAAUCCUAAUGGAAAAAUUGCUGAAACAUCUCAUCCCUGGGAGACAAGAGACUAAUCACCAACUAAAUUAUCAUCUUUCCUCAUGCCUGUGAAGGCAUCCUGACCCAGCAGGCACUCCUCUUCAGUCCCCAUCACUGUACAGGGAAAGAGAUCGGAGAUGCAUCUCUUUUCUCUAUAACUUCUAGCAGAGAGGAAGAUCUGCUUUUACCAUCAGGGGAGCGACAGAAGCCCGACACGAGGCAGUAGCCCUUUGCACUAGAGCCUGGGCUGUGCAGAAGGAAGUUUUCUUGAAUUACUUUUUUAUUUUCACAUUUUCUGAACACCCUAAGGAAGUGAAAUGAAAUAUUCAAAGCGAAAAAGACACUGUUAAUUAAAACAGGAUAAGCAAUUAACACAGGGCACCAGAGAUAUUUUGCUAUGUUUGCCUAGAUGCGGGAUUCCAGCUUUUAUUUGGAGGCUUUAUUACGUUCUAAAAAAAAUAAGUAAAACAGUGAUAGUGGCUGGCAAAUAACAGGCUACACCAACAAUGAACCAUUCACACUCUUCAAUUUCCAGCAACCUACUGUAGAAAAGAACAAGAGAGCUACCGUAGGUGUUCAGCUUUGUUCCUCACACUCUGGACAGACUGUGGUUAUUGGCUCAGUGCUGGCGGCCGCUUUUUCCCUGGAGACCUGACAACUUUCGGAGGCAUGUUUGGUACUGUUAAUAUUCAAGGUUGUACCUGGGACAUACUUUUGGCAACAAGUAUGUGAAGAUGCACAGUUAGGUGUGACUUAAAAAAAACAACAAAAUGAAGCAGCUUCAUGAUUUAUUGUCUUGCUGUUAUUUUAAUGUUUAUUUUGUUAUUCAAGCUCUGGCGAAUCAAGUGUGUUUUGUUAACAAUGCAGUCAUUAUUUAUGAUAAUUGAUAUGUUUAAGUUAUUGAUUUCUAUUGUGAUGCCUUUGCUUGUCUGAAAAAGUCAUUUAUCACAGAUGCAAUGUGGAAAUACUUCAAAUUGGUAUUUUGUAUUGGUCACAGGUUAACAUGCACUUAACAGUAACUGCUCGGCCUUGUAUGAACUUUUUUUUGUAAGUCUUGUAGACCAUUUUCACCAUGACCUGUAUUCCUUGUUUUACAGUGAUGCUUUCAACAUGUAAUGCACAUACACAUUCCUGAGCAAACCUCAGAAUCCGCAGAUUUUGUAUUACAAUAUGUGUGUAAAUGUAAAGAUAGCGCUUGAGUUGGAACAGUGGAAAUAAGCAGAUCUAAAAAAGAGCUUAAAAUGAAGGAUUUCCGUUUGUGACGUGGCUUGUGGGAUGACUGCGGGAUGAUGCAAGUGUGUGCGUGUGUGCGCGUAUGUGUGUGUUUAUACCUAAUCACUGAGUACUGCUGCUGUUGGGGUGACAGGAUCAUGCACCCUUUGCUUAUGUUCCCCCAGUGGCUUUACCAAGACUUAUCCAACGCACUUUUGUCUAAGCUGCACCAAGAGACGCAGAUUUACAACUCAGCACACCUCUCACCCACAUGCACUUCUCUAAAGGUCUUUGUAGACAGUAGACCAGAGUAUGCAAUUACUGCAGGAUGAAGACUUGUAGUUUUACCUCUUAGUUGUGUGAGUGACCCUCUGACAUCACAGACAAAUCAGCUAUUCUGAAAUAUGUCAAUGUAAGUAACUGUUGAAAGGUGUUUGUUUAUUUGUUGGUUGCAAGGCAAAAUGUGGGACUUAAAAACAAAAUAAUGUUUUUUUGUGGUGCUGAACAGGUAGUAUCACAGUCACCUCUUAACCUCUGUGUGUGUGUGUGUGUGCAUGCGUGCGCAUGCGUGUGUGUGUGUGUGUGUGUGUGUGUGUGUGUGUGUGUGUAUGUAUGUUGGGGGGGCAAAGAAAUGACUGAUCUUAUACCUCUGGUGAAAAGAGGAAGAGCCAUUGGGUCUUGUUUUGGAAAAUAAACAGGAAAUACUUGACUGUGUACAGGAAGCUUUUUGAAGCGCUUCUCUGGCAUCAUGUGUUUAAGUUUUAGGAAAACAAUUGUGGGCAGAUGUGCCACUCCACAGACAUGGAUCAUACCUCCAGCACGAGUGUAACUGUAAGAUGAUGGGAUGUGCUAGCGAGGGCUAAAAAUCAUAAAGGAGCAGGAGCGAGACAUGACAGACAAAACCAUUUAAUGGAGGGAAAAAAAGAAAAAAAAAAAGAAAGCACAAUUGACGAUGAGCGCUACAUCCAGAUCGCCAUCCAGAUAUCAGUCGUCAUUAUUUGGCUGAAGUGUUUCUGCAUUCAUUCUGUAACACCGAUGUUUUUGUGAUAAUUAAGAUGCGUGUUUUGCGUUGAUACGUUUGCUUGUUCUCUAAGAAGUUUGGUGAAGUCAAAUAGAUAUAUCUUAUAAUUAACAAAAUGAAUUCCAUUCUUUCUAUGAAAGUAAAAGCAUCUUGUGUGGAAGAAUCACACUUCAUACUCUAUGAUCCUGGAAUACGUGGUAUAUAAUUAUGUUUGUUCUCAUUGCUCAACUGCUGUGGAAAAUUAUCCAGUAUAUGUACUGAUUCAAUUCACAUUCAGUCACAUUCUUCUGUCUUUGAUGCCUUUCUGUUUUAUUAUUUCUUCUUCAGUGUACGAUCUUUUUGUGGGACUGUUUGUUUGGUUCUGUUUGGAGGUAAUGCUUGUUGUUUCAUAGUGUCUGACCAACAGAAAUACUUUAAGUGUAUGCUGUGUUUGAUUUCUAUAGAAAUGUGGUUCAAAGUAUGUUAAAAAGAAGAAUAUCCAUUGUAAGAAGAAGAAAAAAAAAUACAGGCCUAAUAAAGCUAACAAAGUGUGGCUUGUGGUCCAAUUUGUAUUAAAUAAAGUUUCUAACUGAA